Molecule: messenger RNA, 2992 nt
Organism: Colias croceus (clouded yellow)
Lineage: Eukaryota; Metazoa; Arthropoda; Insecta; Lepidoptera; Pieridae
Gene: Cmtr1
Product: cap-specific mRNA (nucleoside-2'-O-)-methyltransferase 1
Exons: 14
Coding region: 228-2957 (909 amino acids)
Biological process (GO): 7-methylguanosine mRNA capping
Cellular component (GO): cytoplasm; nucleus
Molecular function (GO): nucleic acid binding; methyltransferase cap1 activity
Source: RefSeq, a predicted model, not a curated record
CAAAUGUAUCGCGUGUAAGUGUAACAAAAUAUUGAUAAUUUGUUAUUAAUUAAAACUCUGCUAAUGUAAAUAUAUAUUUCUCAUAGUACUUAAAAAGAAAAUAAAGUUUAUAAUUAUACUAGGUAUUUGUAAAUUUUUGAACUGUAAUAAUAAGCACAAUACUCAGGCUAAACUUGUAUUAAUUUAUUCAUCGUUUUUACUUAAAUUAAUAAGAUAAUUGUGAAAAAAUGAAUUUAUCCGAUCCAUCUGACGAUGGUUCAAGCAGUGAUGAAAGUUCAAUUCCUGCCAAAAGGCGCCGUUCGGACACAUGUGGUGCUUCUUCAACAACUUCUCACGGCUCAGCUCUUCAAGAUUCAGAUGACGAAACAAAGGAAAAAGUCUACUCUGACUGUAAUUCAGAUGUUGGAGAAAGACCAAAAACUAAGAUUAAUUUUGCAGAAAAAACAUCAGAUCGAAAUAAAAGAUUAAGUCAGAGUAGUUUAAGUGAAAAUUGCUCAUCUCCUAAUGAUGGGUAUAAUGAUGACUUUAGACCUGGUUUUGAACAUAAUGAUGAUCUUUCAAUGCGUGCAAGUUUUCAUGCUAACAAUGAAGGAUCAUUUUAUAACAAAAAAGCAGAUACUGAUGGAAAAGAUGAGGCAUUCAAAAGUGAAUAUUCUGAAAAGUCUAAAAGAAUGAUGAGCAACAUGGGUUACAAACCUGGUAGAGGUUUAGGUAAAUUUGAACAUGGUAGAGUUGAACCAGUUGAGGCAUCUACACAAAAGGGUCGUAGAGGGUUGGGCUUGAAACCAUCUCUAGUUGGUGAUGUUCCAAGAGAUUUUAAAUGGUCUCCUGAUGAAGCAAAUGCUGAGGCAAAGGAAGAAGUAAUAUGGAUGCCUACACCACCAGAAGAUACAUUAACAGGAGACAUUCUUGAAGAAUGGUUGAAAAAGGGGUCUAAAAAAUUAAAUAUGGAGGAUGAAACAGAAUUUGUUGACCCAAACAUACUUCAAGGCAUUAUAAAUGCUAAGACAAUAUUUGACACUCUUGAUGAUGAAGAUCUGAGAAAUGCAAGAUUUAGAAGUAAUCCAUAUGAGACCAUUGGAUCUGUAAUAUUUUUGAAUAGAGCUGCAGUAAAAAUGGCUAACAUAGAUGCAGUUUUUGAUUUCAUGUUUACAAAUCCUAAGAAGCAAAAUGGGGAGCCACUUGUUAAUGAUAAGGAAAUUUUAUAUUUUGCUGAUGUCUGUGCUGGUCCUGGUGGAUUUUCUGAAUAUGUUCUGUUUAAAAAGGGUUGGGCGGCUAAAGGAUUCGGAUUCACAUUAAAGGGAGCAAAUGAUUUUAAACUGUCAGAUUUUUAUGCCGGUACUCCAGAAACUUUUAAUACUUUUUAUGGAGUUAAAAAUGAUGGAAACAUAUUUAAUCCAGCAAAUUUGAUGUCUCUCAAGGAUUUUGUUUUGAAUCAAACAGAUGAUAUAGGUGUUCAUUUCCUCAUGGCAGAUGGUGGAUUUUCGGUAACUGGACAAGAGAACUUGCAAGAAAUAUUAUCGAAACAAUUAUAUCUUUGUCAAUGCCUUGCUGCUUUGAUGCUUGUCAGAACUGGUGGACAUUUUGUUGUCAAAUUAUUUGAUGUCUUUACAAAGUUUAGUGUUGGUCUCAUAUACAUAAUGUACAGAUGUUUUGAAAAAGUUUGUAUAUUCAAACCAGUAACAUCAAGGCCAGCCAAUUCUGAAAGGUACUUAGUAUGCAUGUGGAAGAAAUUUGGAACGGAGGCAGCAGAAACACAUCUUUAUUCAGUUAAUUCAAUGCUUUGGAGUGAACUUGAUAGAGGGGAAGAUAUAACUGAGCUUGUUCCCUUGUCAGUGAUCAUGGAAGAUCAAGCUUUCUAUGAGUAUAUAUACAAGAGCAACUGUGUUCUGGGUGAAAAACAAAUAAAGAAUUUAUUAAAACUAGCUGAAUUUAGUAAAAAUAAAGAUUUGAAAGAAGCUUGCCAAGCUGACAUGAGAGAACAGUGUCUGGAAUUGUGGCAAUUACCAGAUAAAGUAAGAACUCAACCUGAGCGUCGAGGUCCUGAUGAUACAAUGCUCAGUUUGCUGAGCAAAUUACGAAAUCCACCACCUGAUUCCAAUAAUGCAUUUGCAUUUAAAAAUGCUGUAUUGAAUAAACAACCGCAAUACAUUGAAACCGUAGGUGACUUGGGCUUAUUAAAGAAUGCUUAUGAUUGGCAUUUAACAUUCCUUACAAGUGGUAAAGGCAGUCAAGAUUUAAGAAUGUUUAUUGGUUGCGGCGGUAAACGUGUCUACCAAUUGGAUGGAACAAAUUGGAAAAUCGUUGCUGAUUUACAAAUUACCCUACCUGCAAAUACAUUACUUUAUGGAGAGAUAGUGAAAGAAUUUCGUGGUCAAGGUAGUAAGCAAAUGCACACUAAAGCUCUACAUGUGAUUGAUGCUCUUAUACUGGGCGGAAAGGAUAUAUCAUAUUUGCCACUAAGUGAUCGGAUAAAUAAAUGUGCUCUAUUUUGCACAGCAUUGGAAAAACCAUUUGAUGGUCAUACUUUGCCAAUACGCUGUAAGCGGUUUUUCAAUUUGGAAUCAUUUUCGUCUGCUGUAGCCAAUUUAGAAUAUCGAUCCAUGAAAAGGAUAAAGCAAGCUGUUACCAUAGACAUACCAAAAAGAAAUCAUAGGAAUGACAUGUUUUAUGUUGUUGGUUCUGUACUAUUUAUAAAAGAAAUUAGAGAACCAUGGUCUGGACAGAUGUCUAAAUCACAUGGGAAAAAAUAUUACUUUCGCAUCGGUAAAGACGGAAAGCCCAAAAGUGAUUUCUUCAUUCCCAGCGACGCCGCGUUAGAUAUGAUUUCUGCAUACAAAAACAGAGUCAUGUGGCCAUGGGAAGAUGCGGCCAGUGCCAUAUUCGAUAGCCACAUAAAAACGGGCUUGUCCAGAAUGGAAAUGGAAGAAUAUAUAGCUCGUAACAUUAAAAGAUAGUAUAAUUGGAACCUUAAUAAACUUUUUUUAAUGUG